UCAAAGCUCUCGAAUAAUUCAAAAAUUAGCGCAAAAUCCGCGCCCCCUAGCGGCGACUAUUUCUGAGGUUAUGUCGCGAAAAAUGCGUUUUAUGUUGGAUUGAGGCGUGCUGGAGUGGACUUACGUGUUUUGGGGCGGAUUCCUGGCGGUUUCGUGCAGGGAUCGCGAGGAUGGCCACCAUCAACCCCUUGUUGGUCUCGCUUGACAUCAAAUCCACGGAUAAAGUCAUCUCGAUCAAAGAAAACGGAAAUAUUGACUCCAAUUUCGUCAUAACGCACCUCAUCAAACAGAUCUUGUUUGAAAAUAACAAGCUAUGUUUUGUGAUUUUACACAAUACUUUAGGUCAUUAUCACAAUGUAGGCAAGAGAUUAGGGUACGAUUUUCUCAAACAGGUUGAAGAGGGUUGUAUUAAAACCAUUGAACCCCUUAAGGACAUUGUGGAGGAUAUUGGAAACGGGACUAAUUAUCUAAUUGAUGAUAAGGAGCAAAUCGUUAAAGCCCUUUUCACGAGUAUCAAAAACAGUAUUGAAGAAUUUACAGCAACCACCCCCAAUCGUGCCUAUUUAAUAAUUGACGAUAUUAGCCAUUUGUUAGAUCUAGGAAUCGAUCUUAAGUACAUUAUAAGCUUUAUAAAUUAUUGUUUAAGUCUUAUUAACGAUGAUCGGGUUUCUGUUGUGAUUAACACGCACGUUUGUAGUAAACCUGAUGAAAUCAUUUGUAAUAAUUUAAAUUAUGUGUCUGAUGUUGUUAUAGAGGUUUUGCCUUUGAAAACUGGAAUCAGUAGGGAAGUCACGGGUGUUAUGACUAUUGAAAAAUCAGGGAAAGCGCAGGUUACACAGUUUCAUUUUAAAGCCUACGAUAAGGGAAUUAAGACUUUUCAUUUGGGAGAGUCGGUUUAUAAUUUAUACAAAUAGACUGAUUUUUGUUUUUUGCUUUUUUAUAUUUUAUAGUUUUACUGUUUGCAAGUUAAUAAAUGAGUAACAACGAUGAUUAAA
Messenger RNA from Tribolium madens (black flour beetle), 995 nucleotides. Its product is annotated as elongator complex protein 6-like. Bases 171 to 914 code for a protein of 247 amino acids. Gene Ontology annotation, cellular component: elongator holoenzyme complex. Lineage: Eukaryota; Metazoa; Arthropoda; Insecta; Coleoptera; Tenebrionidae. The record is from RefSeq and is a predicted model, not a curated record. The transcript has 2 exons. Gene Ontology annotation, biological process: tRNA wobble uridine modification.